CGAGAACUACAAAUUCCGACUUGCUUGAUAAUCGCGGCGACGCUAUUUAAAAAGCGUCAGAGAGGAGGUGCCUGGCCACGCCCUCUCUUUCAGUCUCGCUCUUCAGAUGAGCGGCGGAGGGGGGCGGAGCCUCGGCCCGAGCCAAGAUGGCGGCUGCAAGGCCAGCCCCCACGGACUCGCUCUCGUUCUGCCUCGCGCAGCUCACGGCGGCGGCCGGGGAGGGUCUGGGUGGGGGAAAGGACACGGCUACCAACGAGACACCCUUAGGCCGUGCGCUUUUAGCCCUCCGCACGCGCCACGUCAAGGCAGCAGGGGGAAUCGAACGCUUCCGGGCACGCGGCGGGCUCCGCCCCCUUCUUGCGCUGCUACGGCGAGCGGCUACGGCGGACCCCGCCCCGCCCCAGGCAAGCCCUGGCUCCGCCCCUUCGGCGAUUUCUGCUGGUCCCGCCUCCCCGUCGGGCUCCGCCCCUUCUGCGUCCUCAUCGACGUCUUCACUGCCAGCGCGCCUGCGCAAGACGCUGGACUUGGGCCUCAGCAUCCUAGCCAACUGCUGUACGGAAGGGGCGUGCCGGACGGAAGUGCGCAGACUCGGAGGCAUUCUCCCUUUGGUGACCAUUCUUCAGUGUGUGAAGACAGACAGCAUCCAGAACCGAACAGCCCGUGCUCUGGGGAACUUAGCCAUGGAACCUGAGAGCUGUAGGGACAUCCACUCUGCUGGUGCUGUUCCCCUGCUCCUUGAGAGCCUGACGGCCUGCCAGGACUCUCAGUGCUUGCAGAGCGUGGUGCGUGCCCUCCGCAACCUUGCAGACUCCCCCCAGCACCGCUUGGCCCUGGCACAGCAGGGAGCAGUGCGUCCACUGGCUGAGCUCUUGGCCGCUGCCCCAGACCCUGCACUGACUUCAGCCCUAGUCCGUGCCCUCCUGGAGCUGAGCCGAGGCUGUUCCCGGGCCUGUGCUGAGCAGCUAAGUCUGGGCGGCGGGCUGGGCCCACUUGUCAGCCUGGCCUCUCACCCCAAACGAGCCGUGCGUGAGGCAACCAUCCUGACCCUUGCCAACCUGUGUGCCCAGGGCCUGGUCCGGCCUGCACUGGGCAAUGCUGGUGGCGUGGAGGUGCUGCUAGGAGAGCUCCGGCGGCGCCGGGGCCCUAAUGGGGCCAAUCCGGCCUCCCAGCAGCCCCUGGUGCGGGCUGUCUGCCUGCUGUGCAGGGAGGCCAUCAACCGGGCCCGGCUGCGCGACGCUGGUGGUCUGGAGCUGCUGAUGGGCCUGCUUCGUGACUCUCGUGCCAGAGCCUGGCACCCUCGUGUUGUUGCUGCCCUCGUGGGCUUCCUCUAUGAUACUGGGGCCCUGGGCCGGCUGCAGGCUCUGGGACUUGUUCCCCUCCUGGCUGGGCAGCUGUGUGGUGAGGCUGGUGAUGAAGAAGAAGAGGGUAGAGAAGCUGCUUCCUGGGACUUCCCUGAGGAGCGGACCCCCGAGCGGACAGAGGCUGGAAGCUUCCGAAGCCUCAGGUCAUGGCUCAUUUCAGAGGGCUAUGCUGCUGGCCCUGGAGACAUCUCUCCCGACUGGUCCCCUGAGCGCUGCCCGCCACUGGAGCCCUCUGAGCCAUCCAGCCCUACCCCAGGCCCGACCCAACUGCAGACACCACGUGUAGUGUGCACCCCCAGACGCAGCUCUGCCACCAGCACAGAGGAGCCUUGGGGUCGUGAGGGGCCAGCGCUUCUGCUGCUGUCACGCUUCUCCCAGGUGCCCGACCCAAGUGGGGCGCUUGUGACAGGCCCAGCGCUGUGCGGCCUGCUAGCCUACGUGACAGGUGCACCUGGCCCACCAAACCCGCGCGCCCUGCGCAUCCUGGCGCGCCUCACCUGCAACCCUGCUUGCCUGGAGGCCUUUGUGCGUAGCUAUGGUGCAGCGCUACUGCGAGCCUGGCUUGUGCUCGGUGUCGCUCCUGAUGACUGGCCUGCACCGUGUGCCCGGCCUGCCCUCCGCAGUCAGCACCGGGAACUAGGCGAGAUGCUGCUGCAGAACCUGACCGUACAGGCCGAAUCUCCCUUUGGAGUGGGUGCCCUCACCCAUCUGCUGCUCUCUGGGAGCCCUGAGGACCGUGUGGCCUGCGCACUGACCCUCCCCUUCAUCUGCCGGAAACCCUCUCUGUGGCGUCGGCUACUUCUGGACCAGGGCGGCCUCCGUCUCCUCCUCGCAGCACUGACUCGGCCGGCCCCACACCCACUCUUCCUCUUCUUUGCCGCGGACUCUCUUUCCUGCCUCCAAGGCCUGUUGUCUCCCACUGUGAGCCCAGUCCUCCCACCUGCAAUCCCUGUGGACCUAGACCUGCCCUCCCCUUGCCUCUAUGAAUCUCUGCUGGGUCCGGCCCCUGUCCCAGCCCCUGACUUGCACUUCCUACUGGACUCAGGCCUACGACUCCCUGCCCAGCGGGCCACCUCAGCUACCGCCUCCCCAUUCUUCCGGGCCCUGCUUGCUGGCAGCUUUGUUGAAGCUCAGAUGGACCUGGUGCCACUUCGAGGCCUGUCACCCAGUGCAGCCUGGCCUGUCCUGCAUCAUUUGCAUGGCUGCCGGGGCUGCGGGGCUGCUCUAGGGCCUGUGCCCUCACUGGGCCAGCCCUUGCUCGGCUCAGAGGCUGAGGAGGCCCUGGAGGCUGCUGGUCGUUUCCUGCUGCCCGGGCUGGAGGAGGAGCUGGAAGAGGCUGUGGGCCGUAUUCACCUGGGGCCCCAGGGUGGCCCAGAGUCGGUGGGUGAGGUGUUCCGCCUGGGACGGCCCCGGCUGGCUGCCCACUGUGCUCGCUGGACACUGGGGCCGGGCCAGUGCCCACGGAAGCGGGCUCUGGCCCUGGUGGGGCUUGUGGAGGCAGCGGGUGAGGAGGCAGGGCCUCUGACUGAGGCUUUACUGGCUGUGGUGAUGGGGGCUGAGGCAGGGGGCAAGAGUCCCGGUGUAGACUAUUGAUGCCCCCUGGGAGGGGAUCUGCAGCUGGAUCAGCUGGGAGGGAGGCCUCCCUCUGUGGUGACAUUGAAGGGCUCCUGGCAUGGGAGGAGGUUGAGCAGAAGGAGUCACCAUCAAGGACCAAGGAGAGGAUGGAACCAGACACCAGGAUAUGAAGACCCAGGAGUGAGAAGCAUGGCCAGAGCCUGGUAAUGGGGCCCAAGAGAUGAAGAGUGGCCCAGGGCCCCAGAAACCUGGCCUGACCCAACCCUCUAGAGUUGAGAUUAAAAGACUCUGGAGUUGGUCACCCCCAUUGUGUGAUGUCUCUGCUUACUUUCCUGUGGGAGUCCCUCCACCCUUUAACCAUCAAGCAGGGUCUUGUCCUGGUCUCUUGUGGUUGGACAUAGUCCAUUCUUGACAUGUAGAAGUUUAAUAAGUAAUUGUCCGUUGGUUCCUUGAGUCCUGGGAUAGGAUACAGUUCACAGGCAUCUCCCAAGGAUAUGGUUUUGAGCCCCGGGCAAGUCUGCUUCCUGCUCAUGGGACUUCAUUGCUCAGACACAGCUACCAGAGGAUACAGCCAUUGGUCAGGACUGAGACGGUCAUGCAGAAGAGAUGCUGAGAGUGUGUAGGCAUGUGUGUCUGAGACCUUGGUAUUAACAUUUCCUGACUGUACUUUGUCCUUGGGCAUUCAAGUGUCUAGGUCUAUUUCCAUCUCUUGGGCCAAGUGUUCUGGCAUCUGCCAGAGGGGAGACCUGCUGUGCUCCUGGUGUCUCUAAUGCCCUGUCUUGGUCAUGCUCAGAGAGAGCCAAAGCUCUGGGCUGGUACUCAGAUGAGGGAGGACUCACAAUGCUUUGAUUUCCAAGGUAGGGUCUCCAUCACCCGGUUCCCACAUCCCCUUGAACCCUCAAGGGACAAUCUCUGACUUUCAGAAUGCUGGACUGCACUGGCUGGGCUUUGCCUCUAGGGGGCUAAGGUUGGCACUUGCUAUCUCUAUGCUUCUGUGGGUAUUUGUCUAGGUCUCUGGUUUUCAGGUUGUACAUUAGAACCACCCAGAGAACUUUGAAAAAUUACAAAUGCACUUAACAAAAAGACAACCUAAUCAUAAGGUGGGCAAAGAACUUGAGUAGACAUUUCACCAAAGAGGACAUUCAAAUGGCCACCAAACACAUGAAAAGAUGCUCAAUGUCAUUGGUCAUCAGCGAGAUGUAAACCAAAACCACAAAGAGAAACCAUUUCACUCCCACUAGGAUGGCUAAGAUAAAAAAAAAAAAAAUGCUGGCAAGGAUGUAGGGAAAUUGGAAACUUUAUCCAUGGCUGGUGGAAAUGCACAGUGAUACAGUCUUUGUGGAAAAUAGUGUGAUGAUUUCUCAAAAACCUAAAAAUAGAACUACCAUAUGUCCCAGCAAUUCCACUCCUAGGUAUAUACCCAAAAGACUUGAAAGAGACUCAAACAGAUACUUGUACACCAAUGUUUAUUGCAGCACUAUUCACAAUAGCCAAAAGAUGAAAACUGCCUUAAUGCCCAUCAACAGAUGAAUGGAUAAACAAAAUGUGGUAUAUACAUGCAAUGGAAUACUAGGUAGCCAGUAAGAGAAACAAAGUCUUGAUACAUGCUACAAUGUGUGGAGGUUGACUACAUUAUGCUGAGUGAGGGAAGUCAAUCACAAAAGACAAAUAUUGCAUGUCCUCACAUUUAAAAAGAACAGGCAAGCAUAUAGAGACCAAAGUUUCUUGGUUACCAGGGGCAGGAGGGAGGGGGAAGGAGGGGUUAUUGCUUACAGAGUACUGCGGUUCAGUUUACAGUGAUGGAAAAAUGGCAUUUAUCAAGGCUAGGGUUGCACAGCUGAUGAAUGUAAUUGUUGUUAAGAAGUACACCUGUAAAAAGUUGAAUUGGCAAAUUUUGUGUGGUAGACAUAUUUACAAUGACAAAAAAAAAAGUUGCUGAGGCUGCUUAUGUACAAACACACCUCAUGGGAUUCGGUUCCUUGUUUUGGAGGUUUAGGGUCAUGGUUUCAUGGGACAUCCCAGUUAAUUGGCCUGAUAACAUAUUGAGUGCUUCUAUUCUACCUCCUAAAGCUUGCUGGUGGCCAUCCAAGACACAGUAAUUCUCUCUAUUCACCUUGAGCAUCAGAGGAAAAAAGAGAAUGAGGAACAGGAAGAGAAAACAGAACAUGUGACUAAUUCCCUCCAUGAACAACUGCUUCCUUUGCCAUGAGACCAGAAGAACUGGAUGGUGCCCAGCUACCAUCACCAAACGUUUUGAUUAAAGAUCCUGUGGAAGACUCAUGAUCAAAAGGGGGAAGAUGUAGAACAGAAUUUCAAAUUUUCAUGGACUCCAGACUUUCUAGAGCCAUGGAGGCUGGAUGUAUCCCUGAAACUACUGCCCUGAGAUAAUCUUUAAACCUUAAACCAAAAAUAUCCCCUGAAGUCUUCUUAAGACCAAAAAUAGUUUAACUUAUCUACUAGAGUACAAGGUCAGCGGAAAAGAGGAAGACCCUCAAGAGGCAGAUUGACACAGUAGCUGCAACAAUGGGCUCAAGCAUAACGAUUAUAAGGAUGGUGCAGGACUGGGCAGUCUCAUUCUGUUGUGCAUAGGGUCUCUCUGAGUCAGUACCAACUCGACAGCACCCACCAACAACAAAACUACUAAAGAAUGUCUGCCUUGAGCAUUGUCUUUUAAGAUGUAUCUAUAUGGGAUCAAACUGACAACAGCAAUUCAAAAGAUUAGCUAGGAAACUUAGGGAGCAGUGAGUUUAUGUUAAUGGAGGAGGAAAAACUCACAGGAGUGUGAGAAUGGUUGCACAACUCGAAGAAUUUAAUCAAUGUAACUGAAUUAUAGAAACUUGAAUUGGUGUAGGUUCUGCUGUGUAUACUCUCAACAACCCACAGUCCAGCGCUCAGGACUAUCUGACAGACUGACUACAGCACAACCGUGUGUAUCCAAAAAAAAAAAAAAAUACCUAUCCCUAAAAAAAAUUUCCACUUUGUUUC
Loxodonta africana (African savanna elephant) is the source of this 5921-nucleotide messenger RNA. It is a transcript of the gene ARMC5, whose product is annotated as armadillo repeat containing 5. Gene Ontology annotation, molecular function: protein binding. The coding region runs from base 147 to 2954 and encodes 935 amino acids. The record is from RefSeq and is a predicted model, not a curated record. NCBI's taxonomy places the organism in Eukaryota, Metazoa, Chordata, Mammalia, Proboscidea, Elephantidae. Gene Ontology annotation, cellular component: cytosol. Gene Ontology annotation, biological process: anatomical structure morphogenesis. The transcript is spliced from 6 exons.